UUGYGUAUCUAGUGGGCUAAACGGACACCGCUGGUGUACAGAAGCAGCGUCUCCCCGGUUCAGGUGUGAUGAAGCUUUAGACCCCAGGAGGACGAUGCUGUCCCACCUCAGACGGACGUUUUGUGUCCUGAGUGCCGGAGUCCAGCGGGCCUGGAGCAGCUCCAGCUGCCUCUUCAUGGACCCGUCCAGCCCUGGACUGGUCCUCCAGUCUCAGUCCACUGAUGUGUUCCAGAACCUGGCGCUGGAGGACUGGAUUGACGCCCACGUUGACCUGCAGCAGCGCAGCAUYCUGCUGYUGUGGAGGAACCGGCCCGCCGUCGUCAUUGGCCGCCAUCAGAACCCUUGGGCCGAGUGCAGCCUACCGGCCAUGAGGAGCGCUCAGGUCCCUGUGGCCCGGAGACGCAGCGGCGGCGGGACKGUCUACCACGACCUUGGGAACCUGAACCUGACCUUCUUUGCUUCCAAGAAGGCGUACGACCGUCGGAGGAACCUGAAGGUGGUGACGGACGCCCUGCAGAGAGUCCGGCCGCAGCUGGACGUGCAGGCCACUGACAGGUUGGACAUUUUACUGAAUGGACAGUACAAGAUCUCAGGCACAGCAUCCAGACUCAGCAGGAAGUCGUCCUACCAUCACUGUACCCUCCUCCACUCUGCUGACCGCUCCGCCAUCACCACUCUGCUCCGCCCCUCCUGCCCCGGUAUCCAUAGCAAUGCCACACCCAGCGUCCCCUCACCUGUGGCCAACCUGACAGACCACGCCCCCUCCCUGCAGUGGGAGGAGUUACUGGAGGCUGUGGUGCAGCAGUACAGCUCAGAGUUUGGCCUCACGUCUACAUCCCGGUGCAUCGACCCGGCUGACGAGGUUCUGUUUCCGGGCGUGGGCAGCAUGGAGGCGGAGCUACGCAGCUGGGAAUGGACGUUUGGGAAGACGCCAAAAUUCAGGGUGGAGACGGAGCUGGAGCUAAGGGACGAGCAGCCGGCGGCUCGCUGCAGUGCUGAGCUCCAGCUGGAGGUGAAGAACGGGCUGGUGGAGAGCUGCCGGGUGGAGGUACCGGCCGCCUGGCUUCCUGAGCGGCUCAGCGCCUCGCUGGCCCAGGCUCUGCUGGGAGAACGCUUCUGUCCACACAGGGCCGCCGCUGCUCUGAGCACAGCCAAGUUUCAGCUGAAGCACAGCGGCACCAUGGGGAAGAAACAGAAGAAAUCUGGAGAGGACAGGGUGGGACCGGCCCGAGAGAACUUCCCCACCGUCUUAAAUCCCUGA
Poecilia reticulata (guppy) is the source of this 1261-nucleotide messenger RNA. RefSeq names its product lipoyltransferase 1 (gene lipt1). Gene Ontology annotation, cellular component: cytoplasm; mitochondrion. The record is from RefSeq and is a predicted model, not a curated record. Gene Ontology annotation, biological process: protein lipoylation. Gene Ontology annotation, molecular function: lipoyltransferase activity. NCBI's taxonomy places the organism in Eukaryota, Metazoa, Chordata, Actinopteri, Cyprinodontiformes, Poeciliidae.